AGCCCCGUGAUGUUUGUGAGCAGCAGCUGACGCCGCCGCCUGGUUACCGACGAUAAGCCGCCGCCGCGGACCCGCUCCCCGUCUCUUCACUUCACUUCACUUCGCCUUCCUCCCCGUUCCUCUGCCGUGGCUGCACGAUGCCCUUCCCGCUGCCCCUCAAAAGGGAGAAUGUCUUCAGCUCGUACGACCACAACUUCUUGCCCGGAUAUGGAGGAUUCGUCCCAAAGCUGCAGAGCCGUCUGGGCGAGACGUAUGGCAAUGCCACCCUCGGGCUGCUGUCGUAUGAACCCGGGCAACCCAAGUCACCGCGUCUAACUCUGACCCAGUCAAAAGCACUGUACAAUCCCCAGGUCCCGAGACACCUGUUGAACAGGACCUACGGCCAUCCAGAGAUUUCCACGUACGCAGGACAGGUGCAGAAGACAAACAUUAAAAACGGUUACUUCUACCCCAGGGACGGUAAAUACUAUUUUGCCCUGAAGAAUUACGUCUACGACAACAACCCCGAAGCCACCUCUGCCAUUCAGACAAUUGAAGAGCUGAAAAGACUUGAAAGGAUGCAGUGUAAGAGGAGCGACAUGAUUGCAUCUUGGAGAACAAUGAGGCCGCCGCCCCCUGUGGCUUCGGAAGGAAUUAAACCACCCACCAGCUGCAAUUUCUUGCCCCUGGUAUGUUUUGGCCCAACGUUUGAUCCAUGUCCCAUGAACAGGAUGGAGAUGUUCCAAAGCCAAGACCAAAACCAAAUGGACCCAAAGCCAACAGAACAGCACAGCAGGAUCAUCUACAGAAGUGAUUCUGCACUCAGUGCUGGUUACAGCGGUUUUAUACCAGGUCAACAGUAUAAGGUUGGCAAGAAUUGGAGCCGCAGCACGUUUAACGCUCUUGGGGUCGGCAAGAAGAUUACUGCAGAGUCACCAUGCCCUACAUUCUAGGAGGCAACAUUUUAGGCAAUUGAAUUCCAAAUCUCUACAUUCUGCAAGAGCAGUAUUAAAGUCUGAUUCGAUUUCCUAAUUUGUUGAGGUCGCUCUUGAUCAGGUUCGUCGAAUGCAAUAAAAUUGAAUUUGGAGC
Amblyraja radiata (thorny skate) is the source of this 1068-nucleotide messenger RNA. RefSeq names its product protein FAM166B-like. NCBI's taxonomy places the organism in Eukaryota, Metazoa, Chordata, Chondrichthyes, Rajiformes, Rajidae. Bases 138 to 932 code for a protein of 264 amino acids. The record is from RefSeq and is a predicted model, not a curated record. The transcript is spliced from 5 exons.